This is a messenger RNA of Gaeumannomyces tritici R3-111a-1, 2044 nucleotides long. RefSeq lists its product as hypothetical. Gene Ontology annotation, molecular function: protein binding. Bases 471 to 1574 code for a protein of 367 amino acids. The transcript has a single exon. The record is from RefSeq and is a predicted model, not a curated record. Lineage: Eukaryota; Fungi; Ascomycota; Sordariomycetes; Magnaporthales; Magnaporthaceae.
CAUUGUCGGCGCUGACGGCCGCGCGAGGUUUUGGUGGCCAAGCAAGUCCAGCCACAAAAAACUCCGACUAGCAUCCAUCCAGGAAUAAGCAAAAACCAUGAUUGACAACCGGACUCGGUAUACAGAGCAAGGGCCAUGAUCGGCCCUGCUUGCUGGCGUGGCAACUCUGGUCUCGGCAUCAGCGGGCGCGGCGGUCACGGUAGGCAGUGUUUCGCGAACAUGCUUGCUUGCCCUGGGGACGUUUUUCGCGACAUGUUCGCUGCUCCAGGCCGAUGCUACCUCUUUUCCCCACACCAGAGAUGCAUUGCAGAUAUUACCCUGAGAGAGAGAGAGAGAGAGAGAGGCCCGGCUGCUUGACUUGAAAAUGGAUAAAUGGCGACUUUCCCCGCGCCCCUUUUUCAAGUAAAGAGGCACACCAGCAUCAGAGCAUCUGUCCAUCUCCCAAACCCAACCUCCUCAUCACCUUGACCAUGCCCUCCCUCCGCACCACCGCCGCCCUCGCGGCCCUGUGCCUGGCCCUCUCCGCCUCGGCGACCCCCAUCGCCGCCGCCCCCAGACCCGCAACCAAAAACCUCGGCCGCUGGCAGCUGCUCUCCCCCAUCGCGCUCCAGCCCCGCCAGGAGCACACGGUCGUCGCCCUCAACGCCACCACCCUCGCCCUCGUCGGCGGCAUCGUCCCGGCCCCCGGCGGCGGCGGCGGCAACUCGCCGUCAGACUGGGUCACGACCGACAUGUUCCAGCUCUACAACGUCAAGACCGCCACCUGGAGCCCGGGCCCGGCGCUGCCCUACGCCGUCAACCACGCCAACACCGUCGUGAUCGGCGACUCGCUCUACCUCCUGGGCGGGCUGGUCCCGAACGCCGAAGGCAACUGGGUCGCCACGGGCGCGACCCACGUGCUGCGCGGCAUCUCGUCCCUGGCCGCCUCCUCCUCCGGCGGGGGCCCGCAGUGGCAGGCCCUGGCCCCGAUCCCCGAGGGCGCCGCGCGCGGCAGCGCCGCCGUCGCGGCCCACGACGGCCGCGUGUACCUGGCGGGCGGCAUGCGGCAGCUGAUACCGCAGGACACGGUGGGCACCGUCGUCACCUACGACGUGGCCGCCGACGCCUGGAUCGCGGCGGCGGCGCCCUCCAUGCCCGAGGGGCGCGACCACGCCGGGUCCGCCGUCGUCGGCGGCACGCUGUACGUGCUCGGCGGCCGGUUCCAGGGGCAGGACAACGUGCGCGACACCGUCUUCACGCUGGACCUGUCCGACGUGGCUGCGGGCUGGGCCAUGAGGCCCGGCAGGAUGCCGACGGCGCGGGGCGGCGUCGCCGCCGCCGCCGUCGGGAGCAAGAUCUACACCUUCGGCGGCGAGGGCAACCCGGCCAACGGGACCGCCGGCGUCUUCUCCGAGACCGAGGCCUACGACGUGCGCGCCGACGCCUGGCAGCGCCUCGCGCCCAUGGAGGUGCCCCGGCACGGCUCCUGGGCCGUCUCCAUGCCCAACGGCGGCGUCUAUGUGCCCGGCGGCGGUAUUCGUCAGGGCGGCGCUGCAGUCGACACCUUCGACGUUUUCUGGCCGCCCAAGUGCUAGAGCCGUUGUUUCAAGUGAAGCAUGUGGAAAAACGGCAGGGGGCUGCUGCGCAACACGGCCGUGGCAUAUAACUGGAUAAGCUGGCCAGAGGUAUAAUUGAGGGAUAAUCUGGCAAAUUUUGAACAAAAUCCAAAAAAUACAACUGGAUGCCUGGUAACGCGGGUCCGCUCACACACAUGGGUACUCACACAAAAACAAACAACACCGAGAUCCCGCACGGCCUAUCCCACACGACCCAUCGUUCACGUAGCCACAUUAUCAUCAGCAGCGUCGGAUAACGGAGUAAAGCAAGCAAGGGGACUAUUAAUAGCAGGUGGUAGGUAGAUAAACUAGAAAGCAUAGCAAGACAUAAAAAGAGAGAAAGAGAGGUGAUACGGCCAAUGUAGAUGGAACGGAUAAUCAAGCCUAGUAACUUGUGGAAGUAAAGAUUUAACUCGUCAAAGUGGAUAGUUAAAUCAGAAGACAGUGAC